Molecule: messenger RNA, 2448 nt
Organism: Cylindrotheca closterium
Lineage: Eukaryota; Bacillariophyta; Bacillariophyceae; Bacillariales; Bacillariaceae
Source: the annotation of a GenBank genome assembly
AUGUACGAUUUGGUAUUCUCUUCUCCCAACCGAGAUCCCACCAUUCGUCAUGCUGGAAGAGCUCAUAUUCGAGGGCAAUUCCGUCGCAUUUGGAGGCCCCGAUAUUUGGAAUUGUUGGACAAUGGGAUGAUUCGCUAUUACGAAUUACCUUCCACUGCUGACGUGACGUUACCGGAAGAUUCCGAUUUGGAUCAUGUGAAUAUGAUUCCCAAAGACACCUUGCUCAUUUACCACGCUCGGAUUAUUGAUGUCACUACGUUACGGGAUUUGCAUGUGGGAUUACCGGGAGGUUCCUUUGGAUUUCUCUUUCGAGGACAGCGGUCUUUGACACAAGAACUCAUGGUCAAAUCGACCGAGCCCAAUCCACCCCGGGAUUUCUUUUGUGCAGUGAGUACGUUAGAUGAAGCUCAGACGUGGGUUGUGGCACUCCAAUGGGCAGCGACAAUGUGUCAAAGAGUACGACGGUCCAUGUCAUCAGGAUCAAGCGGCGGUUCCAAUUGUGUGGUAGAACAACCAGGUGGUGUUGGUGGUGUUGGUGGGAAUCGAAGCAAACAACAACAACAACAACAACACCAACACCAACGAUUGCUGGCAUCCGCAUCAUUAUCACCAUCCGUCAAGGUCAACCGAAAGGUCGUGAUAUCACCGGACAACAGGAGCAGUAGCAUUGAUGAUGACAUUACAAUCAUUGAGCAUGGAGAAUCUUCUUCGGUCGGUGAAGCGCCACCAAUCGAAAGACCCAAAAAGAAAAAGGGUCGGAUCAUUGUCACCAAAGUGCUUUGGUAUCGCAUUACCAAAUCCAAAUCAUCACAUUCUUUACAAUGGGAAAUCUCCUAUGAAAUUGCGUUGUUGCUAUUGCAACCUCCCCGAGUGGAAGAACGACGAGUAUUGAAAACGAAAUUAGAACUGAUACGAAUGCUACAGCAAAUGCAAGUGGUAUUGCAGCAGCAAGACCCCGAAGCCUUGAAAAUAUUGGAAUCCUUGAAAUCGACGCUGGCAAGCUUGCCUGAUUUUCACAAGGGUUGCAAACCAAAAGAAGUCACGCAAAGUAUACCCAAGGUGGACAAGAUAUUGAGGGCGUGUUCUAUGAAUGCCUCGAUUGUCAAUACCAAAGCUUUCAAAUCGGCCUUUUUGCUGGAUGCUAAUAAUACAUGUGACGAUCUGCGGAUACAGGAACCUACCUGGUGGAAAGUGCCUUUGACCAUAGCCUUUCGAAAAGUACGAUCGAUCCGGGCCGAUGUCAAUACGGACGAAUUUGUCAAGCAAUGGCUCCAACACACGGCCAAGCAACAACAACAACCGCCGCAAAAACAUAUCAAGGCUCUAUGGCUGUUACAGUAUCCAUGGAUGGUCAUGGGCGGGGCUGGAAUUGGACUCGUGUCGUUAUAUCCAUUCUUUCAGGUAUAUCAACAGAAUAUUCCCUCUGUGCAAAUACGAGUGGAUGUCUUGGCCUUGACGUGGAUGGCGGCAGCAUGGGCGGGCAAGGAAUAUUAUUACAAUGAUCGAAGCAGUCGUCCAAGACCUUCCGCCGCCAAACGCAUCAGCAGUACUACUUCGACGAUGAAGCCAACAACACUUGCAGGCCUGCAUCGGGCACCCUCAACCACUUCUGCUUCGACCGAACUACAAGUGGACGAUUCUGACAACGAAUCCACCGAUGGGGAAGACAUUAUCGACGAGACUUUCGACGCCAGUAUACACGAAGAUUUGGAUACACUGACUUCGCCUUUGGCCCAAUAUCCAUCCAAUGGAGGCGAGUCGUGCUGGUCGGUCCCCUCGGACAAUAGCAUUUUCCGGGUACGGGGACCCAAUUACUUGCAAGAUAAGGUCAAGAUUCCUUCGGGACAAGCUCCCUUUGAAUGCCGAGGAGUCGAUUUGUGGUUGGCGGAUAAUCCUCUACGACAUAUUGCCCGGCAUCCCAAUGUCAUGGGAGGCAAGUUGGGUGAAGAAGAUACCUUUUUGGUAAACUUUUUGUUACCCUUUGGCAACUUUGUGGCAUACUUUACGGUACCACCGCUGGAUCAAUUUCCGGGGACACUGGCGUCUGUUUGGUGCAAGUUUGUCAAGGGAGAUCAGCAAUAUCGGGACGCCCGUCUGAAGUUGCUUCCCAUUGUCAUGGAAGGGCCAUGGAUUGUCAAGGCGGCCGUUGGCAAUGGAACGGCGCCAGCACUGUUGGGCAAAGUGAUUCCCCUCCAAUACUAUUUUCAAGAGCGCGCUGAAAAACAAAAGGCUGUUUAUGAGGUGGAUGUUAUCAUUACUGCUUCCAGUAUUGCCAAGGGUAUUUUGAGUGUCGUGAAGGGCCAUACCAAAUCCUUGUCGAUUGCCUUUGCCUUUAUCAUUGAAGCUGCCGAGCAGGAUGAGUUGCCAGAGACCGCGCUGUGCUCCUUUCAAAUACACAAGCUCAACGUGGAACAUUGUCCUCAUUUACCCGAGUGUGAUUUGGAUUGA